This is a messenger RNA of Rubroshorea leprosula, 1540 nucleotides long. The record is from the annotation of a GenBank genome assembly. NCBI's taxonomy places the organism in Eukaryota, Viridiplantae, Streptophyta, Magnoliopsida, Malvales, Dipterocarpaceae.
CGCCUCUCCGAUUCUCAUCCCUUGGUCCUCUGUUUCAGAAAAUUCAUAUUGUUCUGAAAUUUUUUUUCCCGUUACUUCUGAUAAAUUCACGUUUUCAAUCUCAUUUGGAGGAAUUCUGUGCAAACUUAUGGGCUAAUGAGAGAAUCCCAUCUCUAUUGAAUUCUGAGUAACAAAUUUUUUGCUAGGUUUUGCUAUGAGCUUUGCUGCGCUUUCCUGAAGUAAAGAUUGGUUCUUUGGGGUAAAAUUUGCAGUCUUUGAAAAUAUUUCGUCUUCAAUGGCUUCUCUUCGAUUAUUUGCAACCAGCAUCCCAACGUCUUUGUUGCACCCCACAAAACCCUUGAUCUUCAUUGCAAAGCAAGCAAAUUUCGUUUUCUUUUGUAGACCUAGACCCAUUUCCUUCCAGAAAAUCCCCACGAAGAAAGUACCUCAGCUACAAUCAUCACCAUCGCCUCCUUCCAGCACCGCAAACUUGCAACCCAUUGAAGAGCUUCCUCCAAAGCUCCAGGAAAUCGUCAGACUGUUCCAGUCUGUACAGGAACCUAAGGCCAAGUAUGAACAGCUUAUGUUUUAUGGGAAGAACUUGAAGCCGCUGGAUACCCAGUUCAAAACUAGCGCGAACAAAGUGGAGGGUUGUGUCUCUCAGGUCUGGGUCAGGGCCUAUCUUGAUGAAGGUAAGAACGUUGUGUAUGAAGCAGAUUCUGAUUCUGUACUCACGAAGGGGCUUGCUGCUUUGCUUGUUAACGGCUUGUCUGGUAGGCCCGUGGAGGAAAUUUUGAGAAUAUCUCCAGAUUUUGCUGUGCUUCUUGGGCUGCAGCAGAGCUUGACGCCUUCCAGGAAUAAUGGAUUCUUGAAUAUGUUGAAGUUGAUGCAAAGGAAAGCGCUUGAGUUGGUAAUGGAGGCUGAAAAGGGUGGUGGCUCUUCAACUUCAGGGCCUAAUUAUGUUGAGGAUCUGAGUUCUGGACCAAGCAGUGAUAGAAGCUCAAUUGGGAGCGCAAAUGCUGAUGGUGAUGGUAAGGAUUUGAGUUCUGAGAAGGGGAGUGAGAGAAAUUCUAGUACGAGUUUGAAUUGGGGUGGUUUGGGGAGUCGAGGAAUGAGGAUAAAGGAGAAGUUAGAGAAAGAGAUUAGUCCUGUUGAACUUGAAGUGGAGGAUAUUUCUUCUCAGCAUGCUGGGCAUGCUGGUGUGAGGGGCAGUGAUGGGGAGACUCAUUUUACUGUGAGAAUCGUUUCAAAGGAAUUUGAAGGGAAGAGUUUGGUUAAGAGGCAUAGGUUAAUAUAUGAUCUGUUGCAAGAGGAGUUGCAGAGUGGAUUACAUGCAUUAUCAAUUGUGGCAAAGACACCUUCAGAAGUUGAUGCUAGAUGAAGAGAAGUCAUGGAAUAGGUUUCAGUCCAUACUUUCUUUGAUUCUAUAAUUUUUGUUUUUUCUCAUAGUUUUGUGCUCUUUAUUAAUUAAUUAAUAUGAGGAAUGAAGUCACAGGUUCUUAAAAUGUUACUAUGUGAACAUUGUAUUUUGGAAGAUUUUCAAUAAUGCAUGAAUGAGUUA